Durusdinium trenchii is the source of this 1849-nucleotide messenger RNA. NCBI's taxonomy places the organism in Eukaryota, Dinophyceae, Suessiales, Symbiodiniaceae. The record is from the annotation of a GenBank genome assembly.
GAUGAUGCAUGGAGGUGAUGGCAUGGCGGUGCAGGCGAUGGUCUCGCUAGAUGGCACGAUGAGCAGUGCGGACGCGGAGCGCUCGUCGCAGUCUGGGUCCAAGGCGGUGCUGAUCUUCCAGAUUGGCACCAACAAUUGGCAGCGUCAGGGAGAGUUCGCUCCUGGUAGUGGCAUUUUGCAUGCUUCGUUCCAUGAGAGCAUGAACAACAUGCCGGGCGUGAAGAGUUACUCCAUCUACCCAAGCAAGAAGCAAACGAAUCCCGAGGAUGAUCCAACCUUCAGAGUCUUCAAGAUUGAACACGACAUCCCCAUUUGUGAGUCGGUGAGCCCGAAUUCCUCCUACAGGUGGCACUCCAUGACUGAGGAGCAGUACGAUGCCUAUCUCAAGCGCCUUGAGAAUGAAAUCUGUGAAUUCAUGGAUGCGGUCGAGGCCAAGGAGUGCAAGGAGUUUGACUAUCUCAUUUCCCACCAUGCCUUCACCAAUGCCAUGACAGCAGCUCAAAUCGUUGAGAGGCGGCACAAGGAGGGCAAGACCAAGCUGAGACACUUCAAUUUUGUGCAUGGCACCGCCUUGAAGAUGUACAUCAAGGAGAAGGAAGGUGAUCCAGAAUAUCCCAUGCGCUUCUUGACCAAAUGCCAAGGAAGCGGGGUUUUUGAUGGCCUCAGCAAAACGUCAGGUGUGUGGGUGAAUUCGGAGGACUACAUCGGGAAGUUCUUGGAUUGUUUCCCCAACUAUCCCAAGGAGAACUGCGUCUUCUCGUGCACGGGCGUGAACCAAGAGACCUUUUGCCCGAAGGGUACAACGGUGGCUGCCGAUCUGUCCACAUUCCUGGCGGAGGAGGAUCGGCAGAAGGUGGCCAGCAUGAAGCGCCUUGUGACCUUCGUCGGGAAGUUCGUCGAUUGGAAGCGCCUGGAUGCGGUGCUCUACGCUGCCCAGCAGUAUGAGGCCAAGUUUCCGGAUGUGGGUACGGCGAUCGUUGGCACUGGGCCACCUGAUGCAGUGGAGAAGUACCACACAAUGGCGAAGACAUUAGGACUCGAGCGAACGGUUUUCCUGGGGCCAAAGGGUGAACAACCACUAGCGAAGCUCUUCUCCAUGUCAGAGGUGGGCAUAUUCCCGUCCUACAAUGAGUCCUUCGGCAAGAUCUUUCUCGAAUGCAUGGCCUGUGGAUGCCCCACCAUUGGAGCCAACAGCGGAGGCCCCAAGGAGUUCGUGAAGCCCGAGCAGGGGGUCCUCGUUGAAGAAGAGCCAGAGUGGCGCUCCGAGGAAGGAAUGCAGAGGCUGGGUGGAAAGGUGGCAGCCCAAGUCAUCAAGGCGCUGGAAGAAGACUGGAAGAAGACAAAGGGAGCGGGCUGCGUUGGCUUCGUGACCAAGAACUUCUCAACCGUGGCACAAGUUGAAGGCAUGCUUGCAAACAUGAAAGAGUGGUCACGGGCCCGCGCUUUUUUGUUGAGACAGGAGCGGCGGCGAGGGCAGGAAGACCAGAGAGAGAAGGAGGGCUUCAUGGCCUCGGGCCCCUGGAUUGAGUCGAAUGAGAUUGAGGCUCUGGUCGCGGACAUGUCAAGCACUGAGCAGAGCGAUCUGCUUCAGCUGUGCACCAGAUGAAGACUCCGCAAGGUCCAUUGAGCCAUUGCUGCAUCAAGUUAGACGGCAGGCUUCGGCGCCCUUGAAUUCGUGCAGCGCCGUGCACGGUUGUGUGCUUGCACUUCACUUUGAGCAUGGCUGGUUCUGCUCAGGUUCAAUAUUUAGCUAGUCACUUUUUGAGUAGUUCCAGCCAGGCUAGGGGAACUUGGCAAAUUUGAGAACAGUUGGGAAAGACUGUUUGGACAUUUGUUGAACUUUUGCUGC